Messenger RNA from Durusdinium trenchii, 1259 nucleotides. NCBI's taxonomy places the organism in Eukaryota, Dinophyceae, Suessiales, Symbiodiniaceae. The record is from the annotation of a GenBank genome assembly.
CAACAUUUGGCUUUGGACGGGCCUCGGCCGCCUCCCUUCCCAAGUUUAUGUCACCACCUAGUGUCAGGCCUGGAACAGGAGAGGAUAUAGUGCUCAUCCUGCAGCACUUUGCUGAUCCUGCGAGCCACCCACAUCAGAGGUUUGUAGAGAAGCGCUCAAGAAGUCACCAGCGAGGUGGCAAUGGCGUUGAGUCCGCUGACCCAUGUGAGCCGAUGUCCCAACUCUUCAAUGCACAGUUGCUUCGGCUUCAGAAGUUCCUUCAGGAGCUCUUGCGUGACACAGUGGUCCUUCUUACUGCAAUGGCUCUGAAGUUCUUCUUGAACCUCGUGGGCGCACUUCGGGCCUUUUUCUUUUGCCUGUGCUGCUUUCGUGGUGCUGGAAAGGUUGGACCUCUGACUCGCCGAUACUGGGUGCUGUCCAACUUGCUCUUCCAGUUGAACUCCGUUUGGAGGGAGAGGAAGACCCAAAAGCAACUAGCUGCUGAAUUCUUACGAAGGCAUCAGAUCUCCACGUUACUCAGCAUUCGCUUGCUAAAGCACAUAAACUGGCUGCAGCCUCAACAAGUCCGCCCGAAAGACCCAGAGAAGUUGCGACGCAAUGCGAUGACAUUGAUCUCUGAGCUGCUGGAGGAGAUGGGUGCACCUCCGUUGAUGGAGCAUCCAUUCUUUCGCAGCUUUAGAAGCAAACACCCCAAGCUUCAGACCCAACUCUGCAACGAGGCACUAGUCCCGAUCUUUCACUCGGGCAAUGAAAUUGUCUUCACCGUUGGAGAAGCAUGCUCGAUGAUGUAUAUCAUUGUCAAUGGCAGUGCGCAGUAUGCAGCCCAACUUCCUCCCCCCAGGGAUGCUCCAGUGGGUACUGCAGGGACACAGGUUCGAAAGACCUUGCACAGUGGUCACUGGUUGAGUGAAGCUGCGCUUUGGACUGGCUGGGUCCACCGUGGUGAACUUCGCACACUUUGUGAUUGCUUGUUCUUCGGCCUUGAAGCUGGCUGGUUUGCAAGGGUGAUUAGUUCACAGAAGUCAGCGCAUGCGUUUGCUGCGAGCUAUGCAAGGAAAUUUGUCGAGGGCCUGAACCGGAGCAUCCAAUCUGACAUCACAGAGGCUGGCCCUGUAGAUUGACGCCCACUGCGCCUCAGAUGUGGCUUGCGAGAAAAUGGGAGUCAGUGAUGCUAAAUUUUAGGUCCGGAGUCUGUGGCAGUAGCAUCUGCCGCAAGUUUGACAAACCCUGCCUCGAGAUUACUACAUUUCUCGAGAGAG